AUGGCCACUGCCCGAAGAAACAAUGCCACUGGGGCCAUAUUUGACGACAAUGCGAUGGAACACCCUUUCGCCGAAGGAUCCUUUCGCUAUGUCGCAAAGGGAAAGUACACAGAAGGUGCACGUCGCGGCGAAAAGUGCGUUUGCAAGUGGUUCAAGACUGGAUCUGUCUACGAGGAUAGCUACUACGAGGCUGAUCUCCGAACCGCGAAGAAAUGCAUACAAAUUAUCUCGAGGUUUAACAAAGACCGAUGCAUUGAUCGCAUUGUUCGAGUCAAUCUACCAGAAGUUUGGGAGAUCGAGGCCGGUCAUCCUUUGAGCGGAACAAAAGUUCUACAGGAACCCUACAUCAAGAAGUAUCAGAAAUUCAAUUCCAACUCUGGCUGGAAAGCUGACGGCUUCGAGUGGGGCCGUGCCAUGCAGGCUCUUUCUCUCUACUCUUAUCAUAUUACUGGUGGGAAGUACUUGCUAUGUGAUUUGCAGGGUGGCGUCUACAAGGAUGGUGUGAUCCUCACCGAUCCUGUCAUCAUGUCUCGUAAUAAGGGUGCAUAUGGACCGACCGACUUGGGACCAGAUGGCAUCAAAUCGUUCUUUGCCAAUUUCGAGGUGAACGAGUAUUGUCAAAGCUAUUGGCGACUGCCCAAGAAAACAAAGAAAGUCUACAAAGCUCGUAAAGGCACUACGAUGCACCAUGUAGGUACUCGUGUCUCACGCCAGCCCAUGACACAUGGUGGUCAUUACUGA
This is a messenger RNA of Cylindrotheca closterium, 741 nucleotides long. Lineage: Eukaryota; Bacillariophyta; Bacillariophyceae; Bacillariales; Bacillariaceae. The record is from the annotation of a GenBank genome assembly.